Molecule: messenger RNA, 965 nt
Organism: Cajanus cajan (pigeon pea)
Lineage: Eukaryota; Viridiplantae; Streptophyta; Magnoliopsida; Fabales; Fabaceae
Product: MADS-box transcription factor 17
Biological process (GO): positive regulation of transcription by RNA polymerase II
Cellular component (GO): nucleus
Molecular function (GO): RNA polymerase II transcription regulatory region sequence-specific DNA binding; protein dimerization activity; DNA-binding transcription factor activity
Source: RefSeq, a predicted model, not a curated record
UAGAGAGAGCAUUUAUUUGAACGUGGCUUAUAUAUGAAUAUAAAGAGCGAGAGAGAGAAGGGACUAUAGCUAGGGAAGUGAUAUCAGAACUAGAAGGAAGCAGAGAGAGGUAGCGAUCGAGAGGAAACAUGGGAAGAGGAAAGGUUGUACUGGAGAGAAUACAUAACAAGAUCAAUCGCCAAGUAACCUUUUCAAAGCGUAGAAAUGGUUUGCUGAAGAAAGCUUUCGAGCUAUCGGUGCUCUGCGAUGCUGAAGUCGCCCUAAUCAUCUUCUCCAGCCGCGGCAAGCUUUUUCAGUACAGCAGCACCGACAUUAGCAGAAUCAUUGAGAAGUAUCGUCAAUGCUGCUUCGACAUGUCUCAAACUGGCGACAUAGCUGAACAUCGAUCGCAGCAGGAGCUUUUAAUAUUAAGAAGCAAAUACGAAUCACUCCAACGAACGCAAAGGAAUCUUACGGGAGAAGAACUUGAGCCACUUAGCAUGAAAGAAUUGCAUAGUUUAGAGAAACAACUUGAUAGAACGCUUGCACAAGCUCGGAAGCACCUAACGCAGAAGUUGACGUCACGAAUUGAUGAAUUACACGGAAAGGUGCACAACCUAGAGCAGGUUAACAAGCAAUUGGAAUCUAAGGAGAGAGGUAAAUGCACCCAGAUUUGUGAAAGUUCAGCAAAUAACGAUAUUUGGCUGCACGAUGCACAUGUCAAUCAAUUUGAAUAUGGAACAACAAGUUCAUUUCAGCUUCAACAAACUACCAGUUCAAAGGAAAAUAAAUAGAUACGAGGACUGAUCGAGAUCAAAGCAGUCGAUCACGAUAAGAAUAAUUCAUUAAUGACAUCUUUGAAUGUUCAUGGUUAAUGAUUGCUCCUGAUUGUUUAUCUCCCUCUAUAUUGUUCCAAAUCUCAAAAAUCAAGUUACUUGAUGACACUUUUGAUUUAGCAUAAAUUUGAUCGAAGUCAUUUUUAUUUA